UUUGUAUACAUUUUUUUGAUCUUCAGCUCACAAAUUUAAACGCUCGUCAUACAUAUGAAGCAGCUACGUUUUGUGUGUGUAAAAUCUUCAGCUGACUAUAGUUGGUGAGUGAAGCUGGUGAAAUAGAACACCAUUCCAGGCCUAAUACACGCGAAAAAUUGAACUGCCCACGCUCGCCCGCCAAAUAUGCUCAUCAUUCGUUCUAUUAUCUCAACACCCAGUGCCCUCAUGCUUGUCUGUGACCUCACAUCGUGUCUGUUUCUCUCUUUCUCUUCCAACGAACCAAAACCAGGAAGAGGACAGUUCCCAGUACUGUCUUGUGGAGGUGAGUCAGGUGGAUGGGAGUGAGAGAGAGAGUCUUGUGUGACACAGACUGCCCCUGGAAGAGCCUUCAAGACCUCCGAAAGCAAUCACUGACGUUCAGUAACCUACAGCGCUACUUUCUGCGCCAUCGAGAGGGCGGAGUCACCUCCAUCUACAUGUGCAACGUCGACAAGGAGAUCCUGAGGGAGAAGGCCAAGUACACCGAGUUUGUCAAGUCCCUUUUCGCCGAAAUUCCGGCCUAUGCAAAGCCAUCGGAAAACCAAAUGUGCCUCAUAAAGAUAGGCCCCGCCUUCCCCAGUGCUGGUGGGCUCUUUUUGGAAUUCCCGACCUUUGACCUCGCAAUUCGGAUUACAUCGGCUCUCGAGAAUCUACAGUCUUGCCCGAAAAUCAUCCUACUACCAACCAUCCAUCCGGAUGCCGUUGGAUUAGAUCAGGAGCCCCUCCUUGUCUUUGUGAACAGGAAGAGUGGUGGGAACCAAGGGGUUAAACUGAUCUCUGGGUUUCGUCGUCAUAUUAACCCUCACCAGGUUGUAUGCGUUGCGCCACAUGAGAGCGUUCAGAGUGCUGAUAUGUGGGGGAGACGGGACCUUCGGCUGGGUUCUGUCGGCUCUUCAGGACAUGAGGGAGUUCCUGGGCUGCUCCUCUCCGCCCUGCGCCGUCCUGCCUCUCGGGACCGGUGUGUGAGAGAGGGGGGGGAAGGGGUUAUUCAACAUUUUCACCUCGUUAAUGAAAAACACUAAAGUGCAAACCCUCGGCGAACUGUGCAUGUGCAAUACCACUAAUUGAUGGGCUGGGCCUAUUAUACUAGCAUACAUAACUCUCUCCCAGGUAACGACCUGGCACGGGCCCUCAACUGGGGCGGAGGGUACACCGGUGAAAAGGUGAUGCAACUGCUCCUGGCCAUCGAAGACGCCAACACCGUCUCCCUGGACAGGUGGACCUUGUCGUGGGCCGCUGACCCCUCCCUGUUGCCUAGCAACCGUUCGUCGUCGCCGGGGAGUCCGCGUUCGUUGUCCCCGGCGAUCCUGACGUCGCCGCAGAGUGUGGUGAUGAACAACUACUGCGGCAUCGGGCUGGAUGCGGCCAUUGCCCUCGAGUUUCACAACGCUCGCGAAGAGAACCCCGAGAAAUUCAACAGUCGAUUCCACAACAAGGGGGUGUAUUUCCAGCUGGGACUCCAGAAGAUGGUGUCCAAAUCGGAAUGUUCAAACAUUCAGAAGCACCUCAAACUCACCGUGGAUGGAAAUAAAGUGGAUCUACCAGAGUUAGAAGGGAUCAUCUUCCUCAAUAUUCGGAGCUGGGGAGCUGGUAAAGACCCAUGGGGUUCUGCUGCAGAUUCGCUGUUCACCACUCCCGCUAUGGAUGAUGGGAAACUUGAGGUUGUGGGAAUAUCAGGUGCCUUCCACAUGGGUCAGAUCCAGGGCGGUAUUCGUAGCGGAAUUAGACUGGCACAGGGAGCUAAAGCUAUGAUGCUGAGUGGGGGAGGAGACAAGCAGUUCUCGCGGCAGAUGUCGAAGAAGGACACCCUGAAACAGCUGAGCCUCUCGAAACAGCUCUCUGAGACCAACGUCACCACCACGGCCGUCCUCAGCUCACGGCGCAGCCGCACAGCGUGCACUCCCAACUCCCCAACUAACCCCGUCCUUCGCGAGGAGGAGGAGGAGGAGCAAACUGCCGUCAAUCCUGAAUCUUGAACACAGUCUCUCGGACAAUCCAUCUAUUAAUUUUUUGACUCGAUAUUUGAUAUUUUUACAAAUGUUUUGUUUCGUGCUAUAAUUAUACGUAGUAUGAGUUUUUGAGUUUUUGAGAGUUGUAAUUCUAUUGUGUAUAAUAUGUGUGUUUUUAUCAUCAUGUUUGCUGUGGUUAUAAAGAGGGAGAAAUAGCCCUUCAGUUCAUACACUAUGUCGUCAUAGUGCGUAUGCUUAUAAUUUGUGACUGUCUGUCGCAACAAUUAUCAAUUUACACUUGUGUAUAUAUAAAAGAAUGCGUGCUUAUAUACAUAGGUGUAUAGAGCUAAAUGUGUUCCUUAUUAUUAUGCUACUGUUUGUUUCUUGUGUAUACUGUCAACCUCUCUACAUAAAUAUUAUUAAUGAGUUUAGAGUUUCUCCUGACUAUGCCCACCAUCUUCUUGAUCCUCAGCGCCGUCUUCUUCAAGCCUCAUCCUCUUCUCUUCGGCCCUCUCCAGCUCACUGAAGUAGAUGUUCUCGUGACCCACUCCCCCUUCUUCUGCCGUCCUCUGUCCGUCGUUGUCGCCGUUGGUGCGGCCCUCUUUCUUCUCCCCUCCUCCAAGACCAACCAGGUUCAAAGCAGCGUCUUCGAGAUUACGAAGAGGGAUGUCGAUGAAUGAAGCUACAAUUCCAGCCGCUCCGUACGAUAUAACAACAGUGGCUAUUGUGUACGCUGCGAGAGUGAUAUCAGUACCGUAGACGGGGGCACGACGGGUGUAAAAUAGGACAAAGAGUACCACUGGGUGUAUGAGGUAGACGAGAAGGGAGAGCCGACUCAAAGGAGUCCAGAUUUU
Geodia barretti is the source of this 2845-nucleotide messenger RNA. Lineage: Eukaryota; Metazoa; Porifera; Demospongiae; Tetractinellida; Geodiidae. The record is from the annotation of a GenBank genome assembly.